Selaginella moellendorffii is the source of this 838-nucleotide messenger RNA. RefSeq names its product repressor of RNA polymerase III transcription MAF1 homolog. Bases 113 to 787 code for a protein of 224 amino acids. Gene Ontology annotation, molecular function: RNA polymerase III core binding. The transcript is spliced from 11 exons. Gene Ontology annotation, cellular component: nucleus. Lineage: Eukaryota; Viridiplantae; Streptophyta; Lycopodiopsida; Selaginellales; Selaginellaceae. The record is from RefSeq and is a predicted model, not a curated record. Gene Ontology annotation, biological process: negative regulation of transcription by RNA polymerase III.
UAUAUCCUUUGGAGCAUAUUUUCUCUACUGCCCACAUUAGGUUUUUGUCUCGCCUUGAUGGUCUGCGCGUGUCAGCGCCAUCUCGCCAGUACCAAUUUGAUCUACCAUCGCCAUGAAGUUCCUCGAAUACACACCUUUCACAAGGAUAAAUGGAUUUCUAAGCAAUUUGGAUCUUGGGGAUUGUCGUCUCAAAGGGGUUCUUGAAGCUUACUCCUGCAAGCUUGCUGGCACGGACAAGAAGCUCUCUCGCAGCAUAGAGCAAGAAGUUCUUGACUCCCUUGAAAUGUCACCGCAAAACCUUUCCUCCUCGCCUGUUGGCCCCCUCUCUAGCUUGUCGAGUCGGAGGACGCUGAUUCAUCUCAUACUGACGCUGUCUCAUAUGUAUCCAGACUACGAUUUCAGUACUCUGCGUGCGCACCAUUUCUCGAAAGAAAAUCCUCUUGGUGUGAAGGAGAGCAUCGGUUAUCAUCUGUUAGAGGCGACUCGGGUUUGGGCUUCGGAGCUAGGAAAUAGUUCUCUUCUCAUCGAUGCUAUCUGGGAAGUAAUCGACGAGGUGAUAGACAUCAAGGACUGUGACAUAUACAGUUUCUCACCAGAGUUUCAAGUCGGGCCUUUCAACGACGGUGGCAUGAUAUGGUCCUUCAAUUACUUCUUCUACAACAAGAAGCUAAAACGCGUGCUUUACUUCAGCUGCCAAAGCGUGAGCAAACUAGCAGCUGAUGAAAGCCUUGACAAUGAGGCUGACACUGACGAGGACGAUUUCAUUCAAGGAAUGGAAAUCGAGUAAAGUUCCUGCGAUGUAAUAUCUACGCUUAUAAUGUACAGUGUUGUUUGGAUA